Messenger RNA from Labrus bergylta (ballan wrasse), 2096 nucleotides. RefSeq names its product 3-hydroxymethyl-3-methylglutaryl-CoA lyase like 1 (gene hmgcll1). Lineage: Eukaryota; Metazoa; Chordata; Actinopteri; Labriformes; Labridae. The record is from RefSeq and is a predicted model, not a curated record. Gene Ontology annotation, molecular function: hydroxymethylglutaryl-CoA lyase activity. Gene Ontology annotation, biological process: ketone body biosynthetic process; L-leucine catabolic process.
UGCAGUCAUCCUCUCAUACCAUCCCCUCAUGCAGCCAGGCUCUCUGUCCUCCUCGUGGCCUGCAUUAGCGUAUUGAUCUGAUGCUUCAAUUUGCUAGAUUAGUUUAAGCAGCCUUUUGCAGGACGGUCUCAGAGGACACUGAGGUGCAGCGGGCUGAACAGGAGCUGUUCGGAUGGGUAACGUACCCACUUCAGUGAAGCACUGCCUGAGCUAUGAGCAACUCGUCCAGGACUACCCGUGGCUUAAACGCUGGCUGCAGGAGGAGAAGACCAUCACAGGACAUGAGUACCCAGACUUUGUUAAAAUAGUCGAGGUUGGGCCGAGAGAUGGACUUCAAAAUGAAAAGGAAAUUGUUCCGACAGGGGUGAAAAUCCAGCUGAUAGACAUGCUCUCAGGAACAGGCCUGACUGUGAUCGAGGCCACCAGCUUUGUGUCUUCAAAGUGGGUACCGCAGAUGGCCGACCACACUGAUGUACUCAAAGGCAUCCAGAGAGCGCCUCAUGUUCGGUACCCUGUUCUGACACCUAACAUGCAAGGCUUUCAGGAUGCCGUCGCAGCUGGUGCUACUGAGGUGGCGGUGUUCGGGUCAGCGUCUGAAACCUUCAGUAAAAAAAAUAUUAACUGCUCUAUUGAUGAAAGCAUGCUGAGGUUUCAGGAAGUCAUUAACACUGCCAAAGUGCAACAAAUUCCAGUCCGCGGAUAUGUGUCCUGUGCCCUUGGAUGCCCCCACGAGGGACAAAUCGAACCGUCCAAAGUUGCUCAGGUUGCAAAGAGGUUAUAUGAAAUGGGCUGUUAUGAGAUCUCCUUGGGGGAUACCAUCGGCGUUGGUACCCCGGGCUCCAUGGUUAAGAUGCUGCAGAGUGUGAUGAGAGAAGUACCCAGCAGCGCUCUAGCAGUUCACUGCCAUGACACUUACGGGCAAGCUCUGGCUAACAUCCUCAUCGCUCUCCAGAUGGGGGUCUGUGUGGUGGACUCCGCAGUAGCCGGCCUGGGAGGCUGCCCGUACGCUCAGGGCUCAUCUGGCAACGUUUCAACAGAGGAUGUUCUCUACAUGCUCCACGGCAUGGGCAUUGAGACUGGUGUGAAUCUUCCCAAAGUCAUAGAAGCCGGCGAAUUCAUCUGCAAUCAUUUAUGUCGCAAAACAAACUCCAAGGUGGCCCAGGCGCUAAACAGGACAACGUGAUGUGUUUCUGUACAAAAGACGAGGGGAGAGUUAAGAGUUGAAAUCUUUGACUUUUAUUUGUUUUUUCCUCCAAAGUGCUUCCCCUGUUGUUGCUGCGUUCAGAACUGUUGCCUCUGCUGCUGUGUUUUAAAGGAUGCUGUUCCUCAUCAAAGUAUUUGGGAUUGUUUUUUUUUGUGUCCUAAAUCCGCUAGUUGUUGAUCCAUUAUGUAGCUUUCAAUUCAAUUUUUAUGUUUUUUAUUAGAAUCCGUAGUGGAGAGACAAUUAUGAUCUACUGGAACAUCGGAUUGUUUGUGAGGUAUUUUUGUUUGGCUUUUUUAUGGUCAGAGGUUGUGAAAGUAAACUAUGAAGGAGGUAUUAAUUUGGGAUAAAAUGUCCAAAUGAAUGAGGUCAUGAGUUACUGUAUAAGUGGCCUUAUACUCAUCUCUUUGCAUUAAUAAGGCGCUGACGCUAACUGCAGAAGAUGUCGGUCACUUUUGUUUUGUUUUGUUGCUCAGCGGCUCCAAUGGAAAAAGAGAAAAAGAAAAAGUACCCGGUGCAUCGUCUUCUUUCUGGACUCUGAUAUUGAUCCAUGUUAGACGAGGAGACAAGCUCCAAACACACAAGAAGCCCUUUGUUCUGUUUUUAAUAAGAACAUCUCCUCAUACUUUCAGCUUUGUUACCCGCUCAGAUCCAGUGUGAACAACAAUUGAAGACAAUUCAAGGGGUUUUUGAUCUCAGGUUAGCCAAAGACGAUUGAAGAAGAGCCCAUUGAUCGUACUAUUGCCAUUAAAAAAAAGUGUAACCAUGUCAUAAGCUUCUCCUCAGGAGGAUGUUGUGUGUUAGUGUUUCAUGUAAUGUAUGCUUUCAUGUGUCUCCUGUGUCAUCUCGUGCUGUCUUUAAAAUGAAAUGAAAUAAAAUAGAUUAUACAAACGGA